This is a messenger RNA of Pichia kudriavzevii, 4608 nucleotides long. RefSeq lists its product as uncharacterized. Gene Ontology annotation, biological process: glycogen biosynthetic process; glycogen catabolic process. Gene Ontology annotation, molecular function: 4-alpha-glucanotransferase activity; amylo-alpha-1,6-glucosidase activity. Bases 1 to 4608 code for a protein of 1535 amino acids. The record is from RefSeq and is a predicted model, not a curated record. The transcript has a single exon. Lineage: Eukaryota; Fungi; Ascomycota; Pichiomycetes; Pichiales; Pichiaceae.
AUGACCAAAGUUGUGCUUUUAAGAAUCGGUGACCGUGGUGAGCCGGUGGUUGCAAACAGCCAUAAGGGUGUCUUAACGUUUCCAGCAUGCCCUCCUAAUUUGGAUGCCCCCGAAGACGCUCCCCUGUUUACCUUAAGAUUUUAUAUAGUCAGUGGAUCGAAGAUAUGUAACGAUGGUAAAAUUUGGACUAACGUUAGGAACAACUACCACGAUGAAUUUGAUAGAUUUAAGUUCACCUCCCAUGACAUUGAAACUUCGAUAUACAAAGAUGUUAAACUAGACAUCAAAAUUUUUUCUCCAGGUUCAUACUCCUAUUAUGUUACCUACUCUGACUUGAAUGCACAGGAAGAAGAAGUUGAAAAAGUUUCUGAGACUUACAAUUUCGUUGUUCCACCUUCACUAUUCAUCAAUAAUAAGUACUUGACUUUCAAUUCAAUCAGCAUGCAGUCAGUGGUCUCCAAGUGGGUUGGUAACGAUUUUAAUCGUGACUGGAUACCGCUUUUAGAGAAUAUAAGGGAUAAAGGUUACAAUAUGGUCCACUUUACCCCUUUGCAAAAGCGAGGUGAGUCCAAUUCUCCUUAUUCCAUUUACGACCAGUUUCAAUUUGACGAUGUUUUUAGAACUGAAGACGAUGUCAAGAGAAUGGUGAAUCUCUUACAUGAUAAAUAUGGUAUACUCUCAUUGACUGAUAUCGUGUUUAACCAUACGGCUAACAAUUCAGAUUGGUUAAAAGAGCAUCCUGAGUCUGGUUACAAUGAAGAAACUGCACCUCAUUUGAUCCCUGCCAUUAAAUUGGAUUCCCUUUUACAAGAUUUUAGUGAGAACUUGACGCAUUUUGGCUAUUCACCAUAUAUUGAAAAUGAAAAUGACCUACAAAGGAUCAUGGAUGGUAUCAAGAUCCAUGUUCUAGGUGAACUAAAGCUUUGGGAGUUUUAUAUUAUUAACAUUCCAGUUCAUAUUAAUGAAUUGGAAGAAUACUGGAAGUCACCUAAUAUAACUUUUGAGAAGGUUGAGAUCCCAGAAGAAACCACUUCCAACCUAAAAAAGUUGGCAGAUUUCAUUGUCGAGCAUUGUAAGGUUAAGGACUUCAAUAUCCUAGGUGAAAGAUUUGCAAAUAAGCUUGACAUUAAGAAAUUUGCCAAUAUUUUAGCAAACAUUUAUGGCUUUGACUCUGAAACUUACGAAAUCAAGGAGAAUGCCAAGAUAAUUUUAGACGAAAUCAACUUACCUCUAUAUCAUGACUAUGACGCUGAUAAUGAAGUACUGUGCACGCAGUUAUACAAUAGAUCUAAAUAUCUUAGGUUGGAUGAAAACGGCCCAAAGCUAGGCGAAGUCACAAAAAAGGCACCUUUAACUGAACAGUAUUUUACCAAAGUCGAGGAUAAGAAUGGUAAGGUCUGGUCUUUAGCAAACAAUGGGUGGAUAUGGGGCGGUAAUCCAUUGGUGGAUUUUGCAUCUUCUGAGUCUAGAGCUUAUUUACGUAGAGAAGUUAUUGUGUGGGGUGAUUGUGUAAAGUUGCGGUAUGGUACCAAACCAGAAGAUUCCCCUUACUUAUGGGAAAGAAUGAUCAAUUAUUCAAAAAUGUCUGCCAGAUUAUUUGAUGGAUUUAGAAUCGAUAAUUGCCAUUCAACACCAAUCCAUGUUGGUAUUGCAAUGUUAGAUGCUGCCAGAAAAGUCAAUCCAAACUUGUAUGUCGCCGCAGAGCUUUUCACCGGAAGUGAAGAAUAUGAUAUCAUCUUUGUCCAGAAAUUAGGAAUUUCCUCCCUAAUCAGAGAAGCAAUGCAAGCCCAUUCGGUAUCAGAAUUGUCAAGGUUAUGCCACAAGCAUGGAGGUAGACCAAUUGGCUCUUACCGGUGGAUUCCUUUAGAUUCAAUUGCAUACCCAGCAAAGAAAUCUGAGUAUCUUAAAUCAUGCGAUGAAGAAAUUAAAUUUAAGUCAGAAGUUCCUAUCCCACCACUAGUUACGUCGGAUGAGCCACAUGCACUUUUUAUGGACUGCACUCAUGAUAAUGAGAUGCCAGCCCAGAAAAGAACUGUUGAAGACACUCUUCCAACUGCCGCCCUAGUCGCCUUUUGUUCGUGUGCAAAUGGAACUACCAUGGGUUUUGAUGAAUGUUAUCCUAAAUUGCUAGAUGUUGUAAAAGAGACUAGAAAAUACUCUUAUGGUAAAGAUAUGGGUAUUGCCAAAGUGAAGAAACUCCUAAGUGACAUUAGACAAGAUAUUGCAAACCAGAGCACUGACGAUAUGGAAAGAAAUGAAACUUAUGUUCAUCAUGAAAAUGAAUUCAUUACUAUUCAUAGAUUCAAUGCAAAGACUUGUAAAGGCUAUCUACUGGUUGCACGUACUAAGUUUUAUCAGGAUGGGGAUCAAACUCUGAGUCCAAUAGUUUUGCAUGGUAUGAAAGCAACUCCCCAGUUUUCAUAUGCUCUUUUGGAUAAGUCUUACGAAGAUGGUGCAGCUAAAGGAGAUGGUUUUAUUCAUCCUAAGAAAACUGAACUUCUUAAGUUGGAUCCACUGAAGUGUGACUUUGAUUUAGAUUCUUCAACAACAACCAUCUUCACACCAGGAUACUUUCCUCAAGGAUCUAUCGCAGUUGUUGCGACUGAAACUAUUGGUUGUGGUUCUGAUUUAGAUGACUUUGUCAGAACGGGCGCGUUUGAAGCUGCUAAAGAUUUGACGCUAAAUGAUAUCAAUGCAAUUUUAUAUAGAUGCGAGUCUGAGGAAAGAGAUGCGACAAAUGGAGAAUCAGGGGUAUAUUAUGUUCCUGGAUAUGGUCCACUGGUUUAUGCUGGAAUUCAAGGCUGGGUUUCUUUGCUGAAGAACAUUAUUGAAAACAAUGAACUAGCCCAUCCUUUGUCUAACCAUUUGAGGGAAGGGAAGUGGGCACUAGACUAUGUGUCGAAUCGGUUAAUACCUUAUGAAAAUGAUGAGAAUGAUAUCCAUAAAUUUAGGAACUGGUUGGAAUCCAGGUUUUAUAGGCUCAAAGAUACUCCAAACUUCUUGAUUCCAAGAUUCUUUGCUUUGAUUGUUGGUGUUGCUUACGAAGCUCUAAGAUUCAGGGCACUUCAACUAAUGAGUGACAUGAUUCAAAAUUCCACUGUGUUCAUUCAAAGUUUGGCAAUGGUAUCAGUCCAAAUGGUUGGAAAAACAAAUAGCGCAUCAAUUGAUCCUUUCAAACAAAUACCUUCCUUGGCUGCUGGCUUGCCCCAUUUCAGCCAUGAUUUUAUGAGAUGUUGGGGUAGGGACGUUUUUAUUUCGGCUAGAGGACUCCUAUUAUCCACAGAGAGGUACUCAGUUGCGAGAGAUCAUAUCUUAUGUUUUGCUAAAACACUAAAACAUGGUUUGAUUCCAAACUUGCUAGGAUCUGGAAGGGAACCAAGGUAUAACGCCAGAGAUGCUGUUUGGUUUUACUUGCAAUUUAUUCAAGAUUAUAUUGAACUAGUUCCUAAUGGUUCAGAUAUUUUAAAGGAGACAGUCAAGAGAAGAUUCCCAUUAGAUGAUACCUAUGUUCCAUUUGACGAUCCUAGAGCAUUCAAAACCGAAUCUACAAUUGAGGAUAUUAUUUAUGAAGUUCUAACUAGACAUGCUAGAGGUAUCAAAUAUAGGGAAGCCAAUGCAGGGCCUCAGAUUGAUUCUCAGAUGAGAGAUGAAGGCUUUAAUGUUGAGAUCCACGUUGAUUGGAACAAUGGGUUAGUGUUUGGUGGUAAUCCAUGGAAUUGCGGUACAUGGAUGGAUAAGAUGGGUGAAUCUGUGUGUGCAGGUAACAAAGGAUACCCCGGUACACCAAGGGAUGGUGCAGCUAUUGAGAUCAACGGGUUGAUGAAGAGUGCCAUUAGGUUUGUUAUUGAAUUGAAUGAAAAGGGACUAUUUAAAUACGAUCAUGUGAUCAAUCAACAUGGCGACAAAGUUACGUUUAAGGCUUGGGACAAGUUGCUUGUGGACAAUUUUGAAAGAUGCUUUUACAUUCCAACCCACCCAAGCGAAGAUAAGAAUUACGAUAUCAAUAAUAAAGCUGUUCACAGAAGAGGAAUUUACAAGGAUCUCUACAAGAGUUCCAAAGAAUAUGAAGAUUAUCAACUAAGAGGAAAUUUCCCUAUUGCUUAUAAUGUAGCUCCUGAACUGUUCAAAAGAAAGCAUGCGUAUGUCGCUAUAAGAAUGACAGACAAGGUGCUAGCUGGUCCAAUUGGAUUGAAAACAUUGGAUCCCCAAGAUCAUGAUUAUAGGCCAUAUUACCAUAAUGGCAUUGAUAAUUCUGACUUUGCGACCUCGAAAGGCAGAAAUUAUCACCAAGGGCCUGAAUGGGUCUGGAUAUAUGGUUACUUUAUUAGAGCUUUUGCAAAGCUUCAUUUUGAGGAGAUUGACAGAUGCACUAUUGAUAAAUGCAUUCCAAGUCAGUAUUUAUACCAAUUAAUUUGGAAAAGAUUGAGCAAGCAUAAAAAAUGGUUAUCUGAGAGUGAAUGGAGCGGAUUGACAGAACUAACCAAUCAAGACGGAGCCCUUUGCCCAGAUUCGUGUCCUACUCAAGCUUGGAGUGCUUCAUGUAUUUUAGACCUUUACAUGGAUGUGUGGUUUGAGUAUGGGCGUGGCUUCAGGCAAGUUGAUGUUUAA